Molecule: messenger RNA, 1016 nt
Organism: Pelobates fuscus (common spadefoot toad)
Lineage: Eukaryota; Metazoa; Chordata; Amphibia; Anura; Pelobatidae
Product: OX-2 membrane glycoprotein-like
Exons: 5
Coding region: 31-987 (318 amino acids)
Biological process (GO): heterotypic cell-cell adhesion; negative regulation of neuroinflammatory response
Cellular component (GO): neuronal cell body; cell surface; axon
Molecular function (GO): cell-cell adhesion mediator activity
Source: RefSeq, a predicted model, not a curated record
CUUCCUGAUUCUUUUACUUCUUACUUUACCAUGAGACAUCUCUGGGUGUUACUCUGUCUCUUUCACUCUGUAUUUGGUUCACUGAAAGUAAUUAGCAUGGAGAAGCAAUUGGCAGCUGUAGGACAUGAUGUGACUCUUGAAUGCCAACUUAUAGCCAGUACGAAGCCAGAUGUGCAGCAAGUCUCAUGGAAGAAGGAGUCGGGCGAUAACGUUGGACCAGUCGCUACUUCUAGCAAAUCAUUUGGAAAGAGAUACAUUGGAUAUUAUUCAAAUCGCAUAGCCAAUUUCACUGAAAUAACACCGAAUGUGUCGGCAAUUACAAUCCGAUCAGUGGAUCUGGAAGAUCAAGGUUGUUUUAAAUGCAUAUUUAAUAUCUUCCCUUUGGGAGCAAUGGAUGCACUCAUUUGCCUUGAUGUCUAUGAAAUGAACAUAUCUGAGCCCAAUCUGGAAGUAUACCCUAUGUCCAGCACAUCCGGCUUGAAUGAAACCUAUAUUAUCACUUGUUCUGUAACUGGAAGACCAGCACCGAGCAUCGAGUGGAGCCUGCCAUACACGUCCCAGGAGAUCCCUCAGACAUACACGAUCGAACACCCCGAUCACAGUGUUACUGUCAUUAGUAACUUUACACAAAGGUUGUCACGGCAACAGAGGGACACAACAGUGACCUGCAUCAUUUACCAUCCAGCUCUCAAAGAAGCCACCUACCUCACAAAGUCCAUCGAUUCUACCAGAGAGGAGAAUCCAUUGCAAGACAUAAUGGUCUGGGUGUGGCCUAUUGCUGCAAUAGUCAUUUUCAUCAUUUCAGUUUUAAUUGUAUUCAUCAUCACCUGCCAAGGAUACAUAAAACCGCAACAAUAUCAGAAAUGCACUGCCAAAAAGUUUUCUUCAAGCAAAACCGCCAUGAUAAGACCGACUGAUAAUUCCACGUGUCAAAAAUCCCAUUUUAAUAUUGUGUGCGUAGCUAACGUGUCCAGUUUCCCUCUAUAAUGUUAGAGUUUUGCAUUGUGAAAUGUUCU